AUGAAGCUGGCGGGUUGGGGUGUCCAAUCAGAUCCCAGUGCUGUGGGAUUCCCUCUGGACACCUUCGGUGCGAUCGGGGAAGUUCACUUCGGAGAUGGGCGAAGUUUGCGGGAUCACCCAGACUUACGCUUAGCGGGCGACUUUUACAACGUGCCCGAGAGCAUCACAAGAGGCGUUGCUUUGGUGGAGCCAGGCAUGCUGGAUUUGCGUCAUCCAGGAGAAGUUGAUGCAUUUCUGCCCGGGGCCUAUGAGCUGCCCCUCCCCAGUUGUCACAAGGAUCCUCCGGUGAGCCCCACACCGUAUGUGGAGCUGGACGAGCCAUUUCCGGAGGAUGUGGCUCCCGCGCAGGUUUCCAGGCCUCACUGCUCGAGCACCUCCGUUCAGCUCAAUGACAACGCCGGUGCAGCGCAGGCAGCUAGUUGCGUCUACGACUUCUUGAGAACGAAGGCCUCGGCGUCGUUCACCAAAGUGCGGCCCCGGAAAUUCGCGAUGAAGGCGACAGUCUUUCACGAGAUGAACAGAACUCUCGUGAGCUGCUCCUUGAAGGCCCG
This is a messenger RNA of Cladocopium goreaui, 551 nucleotides long. The record is from the annotation of a GenBank genome assembly. Lineage: Eukaryota; Dinophyceae; Suessiales; Symbiodiniaceae.